AUGAUGAGAAAUCACACAGAAAUAACAACUUUCAUCUUGCUGGGGCUGACAGAUGACCCACAACUACAAGUUCUGGUUUUUAUCUUUCUAUUUCUCACCUACAUUUUGAGUGUAACUGGGAAUCUCACUAUAAUUACUCUCGCACUGGUGGAUGUCCACCUUAAAACACCUAUGUAUUUUUUCCUGGGAAAUUUUUCCUUCUUGGAAACUUCAUUUACCUCUGUCUGUAUUCCUCGAUUCCUAUAUAGUUUAUCAGCUGGGGACAAUACCAUCACCUACAAUGCUUGCAUAUGUCAAAUGUUCUUUUUUAUUCUCUUUGGAGCAGUAGAAUUUUUUCUCCUGGCAGCCAUGUCCUACGAUCGCUAUGUGGCCAUCUGUAAACCGCUUCACUAUAUGAACAUCAUGAAUAACAGAGUGUGUACCUUAUUAAUCUUCUCUUGUUGGGGAAGUGUCUUGGUGAUAAUGGUCCCACCCUUUAGCUUGAUCCUCAGGCUUGAAUGCUGUGAUUCCAAUGCCAUUGAUCAUUUUAGCUGUGAUGCAAGUCCCUUCCUGAAAACCUCAUACUCAGACACAUGGGUAAUUGAACAAAUGAUUAUACUUGGAGCAGUAUUUGUUCUGCUUAUGACCCUAGUGUGUGUGAUUCUGUCCUACACACACAUCAUCAGGACAGUUCUGAGACUAUAGUCUGCACAGCAAAGGAAAAAGGCCUUUUCUACCUGCUCCUCACACAUGGUAGUGGCUUCCAUCGCCUAUGGCAGCUGCAUCUUCAUCUACCUCAAGCCGUCAGCAAAAGAAGAGGUGGCCAUCAACAAAGGAGUUUCACUUCUGGACACUUCCAUUGCACCCUUGUUAAAUCCCUUCAUUUACACUUUGCGGAACAAGCAAGUGAAACGAGCUUUCAAUGACAUUAUGAAAAGGAUUGCAUUUCUCUCAAAGAAAUCUUGA
Molecule: messenger RNA, 945 nt
Organism: Chinchilla lanigera (long-tailed chinchilla)
Lineage: Eukaryota; Metazoa; Chordata; Mammalia; Rodentia; Chinchillidae
Product: olfactory receptor 6C2-like
Exons: 1
Biological process (GO): G protein-coupled receptor signaling pathway
Cellular component (GO): membrane
Molecular function (GO): G protein-coupled receptor activity; olfactory receptor activity
Source: RefSeq, a predicted model, not a curated record